AUGGUUGGAGAGAAAAACAACAAUGGAGACAACACUGACCCACAAGCUGCCUUGUUACAACUGCUCAGGGAGAUGAGGACUGAAUUGCGAGUUUGUGGAGAAAGAAUUGAUCGCAUGGAACAGCCCCAAUCAAGAGGAUCCAAUAAUGUGCAAGGACCUCAACAAGCAAGGAGGAAUGUUCAGAACGACAACCAAAGAGGCGAAGAGGAUUCUGGUGAUGACAGCAUGUCCGAGACAGAAUAA
Molecule: messenger RNA, 243 nt
Organism: Arabis nemorensis
Lineage: Eukaryota; Viridiplantae; Streptophyta; Magnoliopsida; Brassicales; Brassicaceae
Source: the annotation of a GenBank genome assembly